This is a messenger RNA of Dendrobium catenatum, 627 nucleotides long. RefSeq names its product cytochrome P450-like. The transcript has a single exon. The record is from RefSeq and is a predicted model, not a curated record. NCBI's taxonomy places the organism in Eukaryota, Viridiplantae, Streptophyta, Magnoliopsida, Asparagales, Orchidaceae. The coding region runs from base 22 to 549 and encodes 175 amino acids. Gene Ontology annotation, molecular function: heme binding; iron ion binding; monooxygenase activity.
GGCCUGGACGAACUGCGGCAGAUGCAUUACCUGCACGCAGCGGUGACGGAGGCGAUGAGGCUUUACCCGCCAGUUCCGUUCAACUCGGCGGUCUGCUGCGCCGACGAGGUUUUGCCCGAUGGGACCGAGAUCAAGAAAGGGUCGUUCCUUUCGUACAACGCGUACGCGAUGGGCAGGAUGGAGGGGAUAUGGGGGAAGGAUUGUAAGGAAUUCAAGCCGGAGAGGUGGCUGGAGGGUGCCGGCGGCGAGUUCAGGGCGGAGAGCCCGUUUAAGUUUCCGGCGUUUCACGGGGGGCCGAGGAUGUGUUUGGGAAAGGAAAUGGCGUACAUCCAGAUGAAGUCGAUCGCAGCCUGCGUGAUCGAACGGUUCAAACUGGAAGUUCUUCUCGAUAAGGACACGUGUCCGGAGCACCUUCUCUCGUUAACGCUGAGGGUGAGAGGCGGGCUGCCGGUGCGCGUCAGUAGACGGAAUUCGGCCACGAUCGACGCAUGCGGCGUCAUCACAAGCGUCUCUUUCACCGUACGUGGUGCUAAUGCUGUUCAACUGUAACUUACGGUGGAGGAGUGGAGGUCUAUCCAGAAGGUUGAAAAUACUUCUUAAGCUAAGUUAUUAUAUUUAAAAAAAAAA